AUGAAUGGUAUUCAAGUUGAUAUAAAUAGACUUAAAAAAGGUGAAGUGAGUUUGGGUACUUCUAUUAUGGCUGUUACGUUUAAAGAUGGUGUUAUUCUGGGGGCAGACUCUCGUACAACUACAGGUGCUUAUAUUGCAAACCGUGUUACUGACAAGUUGACCAGGGUUCAGGACAAAAUAUGGUGUUGUAGAUCAGGUUCUGCUGCAGACACUCAAGCUGUUGCUGAUAUUGUUCAAUACCAAUUGGAGUUAUAUACUGCCCAAUUCGGUGAACCUUCUACAAAAGUUGCUGCUUCGAUCUUCAAAACAAUGUGUUACGAUAAUAAAGAUAAUCUAAGUGCAGGUAUAAUUGUUGCUGGGUUUGAUGAUAAGGAAAAUAAAGGUGAAGUAUACAGUAUUCCACUAGGUGGAUCUUUACAUAAGCAAAAGUAUGCCAUCGCAGGAUCUGGAUCAACUUUUAUUUACGGUUACUGUGAUAAAAAUUAUAAAGAAAAUAUGACAAAAGAUGAAACUGUAGAUUUCAUGAAACAUUCUUUAUCACAAGCAAUUAAAUGGGAUGGUUCUUCUGGUGGUGUAAUUAGAAUGGUUGUUGUAACAAAGGAUGGUGUCGAACGUCUAAUAUUCUAUCCAGAUGAAUACGAAAAUUUAUGA
Tetrapisispora phaffii CBS 4417 is the source of this 651-nucleotide messenger RNA. Its product is annotated as proteasome subunit beta. Gene Ontology annotation, cellular component: proteasome core complex. The coding region runs from base 1 to 651 and encodes 216 amino acids. The transcript has a single exon. Gene Ontology annotation, molecular function: threonine-type endopeptidase activity. The record is from RefSeq and is a predicted model, not a curated record. Lineage: Eukaryota; Fungi; Ascomycota; Saccharomycetes; Saccharomycetales; Saccharomycetaceae.